GGGGGGGGGACGAGAGAUGGGCUGAAUGAUAGUGAAUUCAUUCUCGCAAAGGAAGUCACACUUUUCCGAAAUGGGGUCGAUUGAAGAAAAGAACAGACCUUUUCGCUAAAGCAUCAGAGGCCAUAACGAGCAUGCGCGCGUACUUGGGCAUGCGCAAAAAGAAGUACUAAGUAGGUACGUCUGAUGGGCGUGGCGCGGAAAGUGGAAGCCGUUAAAAAAUAAAUAAACGCAGCGCGGGCGGGAAAGGAGAUGCAGGGAUGCUUUUUUUUGGGAGGGGGGAGGGGAUUUGAUUGCAAUGUGAAAGAAUGAAUUAGGCGAUGCUUGAUCUACUUAAAAUUAGAAAAAGAAUUAGACUACCCAGUGUUGUGAUAAGCGGACACAUCAUUAGCCGCACGUGCUAGGCUAGAAACCGGGAGACCGAGUUCGAUUCCCCACUGAUGCACGAAAGCCAGCUGGGUCACCUUGUGCCAGCCACUCUCUUUGGCCCUAGGAAGGGGGCAAUGGCGAAUCACCAUCUGAAAAAACCAUGUCAAAACUGCAGAAGACACACCCAGGCGCGCCAAUGAACUAGCACUUUCUUUGUCAUUUGUGUAAAAGCUGGCCUUAUUCCCAGCGGAAUUACGCUAGAAAUCAAUUUAAAAAGCUCGGCAGCACCUCCUUCCGUCCCCCAAAAUCUGUUGCCUUCCAGAACUGCUGGAAUUACAAUUUCCAGAAUCUCGAGAUUGCAAGGGGAUCAUUUUUUUUUUUUUUGAGUGUUUUAGUCCAGAGGAUUUGGAAGGUAGCAGAUUUGGGCGGGUGAGGGGAUCCUCUAUAGAAGUCGAGAUACUUUAUGCCUAAACUUUGAUGAGAGCUGUACUUUUCAGAUACAAGGGAUAUUAUUCAGACAGGUGUAUAUCCAUUUCGGUUAUAGAAGGGGACUGAAGGGGGCAUAUUUGAGUCAGAAAAGGAUUGCAAACUCAAAAAAGAUACUACCGGUAACAAUUACAAUUUCAGUGCAGUAAUUGUUACAGAAUAAUGUGAUGGAGCUCUCCCAAGGAAAACGCCUGGAUAGUAUUUAACAAUAUUUGGUAUUAUUGCUAAAACUGCCACAUUUGUAUUAGGAUUAUUGUGAUGAUUAUUUAUGUCCGCUAAGAAUUAGGGGGGAAACUUCUCAUCUCUGCAAAAGUGUUUGUUAGCCUGAGUCAGGAAAUGGAUAUACAAAGAUUUGAAAGUUGCUUAUUCUAACCAAGUUCUGAAUAAAAGAUCAAAGAAGCCAUGGACAACCAGUACAAUUCGAAUCGCACCCCAACGUGCAAUGGAAUUUCAACUCAUGACAAGAAAAUCAGUUCUUUGGUGGCUGAAGAUCAUGGUCAGAGAAUCUUAACCAUACUGCAAAACUUCAGAGCUCAAAACAUAUUUUUUGACUUUAAAAUACUUGUAAAAGAUGAAGCAAUUCCCUGCCAUCGUUGUGUACUAGCAGCAUGUAGUGACUUUUUCAGGGCCAUGUUUGAAGUUAACAUGAAAGAAAGAGAUGGUGGGAGUGUUACGAUAAGUAAUUUAACACCCAAGGCAGUGAAGGCUUUUCUAGAUUAUGCUUAUACUGGAAAAACAGAGAUAACAAAUGAUAAUGUGGAAAUGUUCUUUCAGCUGUCCUCCUUUCUUCAAGUUUCACUUCUUUCACAAGCUUGCAGCGACUUUCUAAUUAAGAAUAUCGAUCUUGUUAACUGUUUGCAACUCUUAUCCAUUUCUGAAAGUUAUGGCUCCACCAAGCUGUUUGAGCGUACACUUGAGUAUGCCCAGCUCCAUUUUUCUUUGCUUCUCCAAUCAAAUGAUUUCUUGGAAAUGAAUUUUGAGAUACUGCAAAAAUGCAUAGAAGCUGAUGAGUUGAACGUACCAGAUGAAGAAUUUGUGUUGAAAGCUGUCUUUUGGUGGAUGAAACAUGACUUAGAAACAAGGCAUAAAUAUCUUCCUCAUUUGAUGAAAAAGAUCAGGGUACAUCAGUUACCUGAAAAGACAUUGCAGGAUAUUUUGCACUCUGAGGAACAGUUACUUAAAACCACGAAUUGCUUAGCAGUAAUCAAGGAAGCAAUUCAAAAUGUACAGAGUUUCAGUGGGCUUUUCCCAGAUCCCCGCCCAUCAACUACCGAAAAAUACAUACUGGUUCAUAAAACCGAAGAAAAUAAACUUAAUCAACAUACAUUUUGCUACAAUAUUAAAACUGAUCAGUGGAAAGAACUGAUACAAAUAAAUAUAUUUGAUCUACCUGGAUCAAGUUUAUCUAGUUAUGGUGAAAAAAUAUUCAUAACUGGUGGGUGUAAAGGUAACUGUUUCCGGACUAUUAGACUUCAUAUUGCUGAAACGUUUCACGAUGCCACAGAUCAAACUUGGUGUUACUGCCCAGCAAAUGAUAGCUUCUCAGUAGUAUCUGCCAUGAAGAAGCCAAGGACAAUGCAUACAUCUGUUGUGAUUUUAAAUUGUUUGUAUGUAAUAGGAGGGAAGACAAGAGCAUCUCAGGAUAUCAAAAGCCUUUUGGAUGUUGAGGCAUAUAAUCCCCUGACUAGAGAGUGGAAAUCUGUCAGUCCAUUACCAAGGGGCAUCUACUAUCCAGAAGCAAGUGCCUGUCACAGUGUAAUAUAUGUGCUUGGUUCUGAAAUUGAAAUUACAGAAGCCUUUAAUCCAUCUCUUGAUUGCUUCUUUAAAUAUAAUGCUGUAACAGAUCAGUGGUCUGAGUUAGUAGCAGAAUUUGGGCAAUUCUUUCAUGCAACCUUAAUCAAAGCUAUUCCAGUGAACUGCACUUUAUACAUUUGUGAUCUUUCCACUUACAAAGUUUAUAGCUUUUGUCCGGAAACCUGUGUCUGGAAAGGAGAAGGCUCUUUUGAGUGUGCUGGUUUUAAUGCAGGGGCAGUUGGAAUAGAAGAUAAAAUAUACAUUCUGGGUGGAGAUUAUGCUCCUGAUGAAAUAACUGAUGAAGUACAGGUCUACCAUAGCAGUAGAUCUGAAUGGGAAGAAGUUGCGCCUAUGCCAAAGGCCCUUACUGAGUUUCAUUGUCAAGUGAUUCAGUUUAAUAAAUUCAGGGAUCCGUGGUUGCAAAAGUAAUGUGAUACAAACAAUUAUACAUAAGUAUCUAAUUUCUCAUAUAUAUUUGCUUUUUAUUAUUUAUUAAUUUUUUUUGCCACUCAUUUUAGCCACUGUGAUUUUAAGGUAACCAAAUAUUAGGUUGUCAAUCUACCAAAUCAUAUUUCCGCUUCUUUUUCAUAGAAUGGGGAUUGGUAAUUGCUCUGUAGUUAAUGUGUUAAAACACAUAUUUUGAGUUUGGAUGGCCUGUGUUUAAUAGUAAUUUAUUAAUAAAUUAUUAAAUAAAUUAUUGAAUUUAUAUGCCAACUGACUUCCAAUGAUUGACUUCCUUCUUUAGAUAAGCUCUGCCUAAUAGCUGGCUACUUUUGAUAUUGAGAGUGGUUUCUAAAAUAACUUUUUUUGGGGGGGGGCAAGAACUGAUUUAAAAAUUACACUAGACAACUUAUAAUUAUCCCCCAAUUUCUAUAAAUUUAUUUAAAUGGCAUCCAUAAACUGAAUAUAUUUUAGAUUACUAAUUUCAGGAAUAAAAAGAAUCAAUAUUAUGGUAUAAAUGUGCACACGUAUGUGUUUGUGUAUUAAUGAUUUAUACUUUUAAUAGUGGGAGAAAAACAUCACAACCCUAUAACAUACAAAUUCAAGAGUUGUGUUCCAUGCAUCACAUAAUCAGCUGUUUGCUGUCAUGCUUACUUUUCUUUUCUUUGCAGCUAUAAAACUGCAUUUUUCUCCAAAUAAAGUCACAAUCAUUAAUAUAUUUCAUAACCUGUUUUUAUAUUUUCUGUUUACAUUAAUAACUUCUGCAGCAAUUUCCUAUUGAGGCAACAGUCAUAAUUUGAAAACCUAUCCCAGAGUUUAUUCCUAAAUGAAUAUGCACUUAAAGGAUUUUUCAUCUUAAAUCUAAAGAAGAAAAUUCAGUUGUACUGGUGCAACAGAAACACUGAUUUAUUACAAGUUCCUUCCUGUAUAUCACUAAGUUGUUUUUUCAAUAUAAUCAAGACAGGAAUAUUUCAUAUUAAUUGUAAUUACUGAAUUUCAACGUAUUUUCUCUUUCAUUGCUAUCAAAUACUAUUAAAGUUUCACUAAAUCAUUGCCAUUUAUUUCAAAUGUAUGAGUAUAAAUUACAGUUCAAUUUCUUUCAGGGAAAGUGAUUGAAUUAUUGAAAUUUAUUUUUAUCCUAAAGGCUAGGCUCUUCUUCCUUAAAUUAUAUAAUCAUAACAUGGACCAUGGAUUGUCAAUUCUCCAUCUGCUCAUGUACCGUUCAUUCCUUGUGCUGAAAAUAAGUAGUAUACCAUACAUUGUAUAAAGGAGAAAUAUAAUUUGUUCUUGCAGUCUUUAUUCUUAAAUAUGAUGUUGAAUAAGUGCUGCUGACUUCAGUUGGACAUACUCUUGAGAAAACAUCUUUCAAGGAAUCAAGCACAACAAAAUAAUUUAGGAAUUAAGAUAGAAACCAUAAGAACGUGAUAAUGAGUGUUACAUUAAGUAGCUCCCAAGAAAUUGGACUGUUACAUAAGUUAUUUGUUUUUUUCAUAACAUCAAAAAAGACUUUGGAAAAUUUUACCAGCUUUAAAGCAGUAGUUAAAUAGUGAUGGAAUUAUAGCUCAAAAAGAAAAACCAGGUCACAUGCACGAGCAAUUGGUCUUGUUGGCUAUAGUAUGUUAAUGAAUUGCAUGUGAAUAAAUAUCUUAUUUGCACUAAGAACAUAUCAAUAUUUCAAUUAUCCAAUUAUUGUAUGAUCAAUAAAGAUAUGGCAUGAU
This is a messenger RNA of Pantherophis guttatus, 4805 nucleotides long. The record is from RefSeq and is a predicted model, not a curated record. NCBI's taxonomy places the organism in Eukaryota, Metazoa, Chordata, Lepidosauria, Squamata, Colubridae.